AUGGUUCGUGGUAUUUAUGAUAAUCGAUCUGCACGAGAUGAAUUUGUGUUACUUGGCAAAGAAGUUGCAAAUGGCGUUCGAAAUUUAAAUACCGACUAUGCUCGGAAAACAAUUAAAUUUAAAAUUCAAACUAUGCUUUAUGAAGCCUCACUAGGUCACUAUGAUUUUCCACCUAAUAUGCAAAACUAUUCUCUUCAUUCUUACAAUAUGGGUGCCACAGAACAAAUUAACGAUAUUGGUCCAUCAACAUCAGCUACGAUAGUUAUACCUGAUCCAAAAGAAACCAAUAGCGAUAUGAAUCGUCCAUCCGAUAUAUUGUCCCAAUCACUUGCCUUUAUGAAUGAUUUUUAA
Macrosiphum euphorbiae (potato aphid) is the source of this 351-nucleotide messenger RNA. NCBI's taxonomy places the organism in Eukaryota, Metazoa, Arthropoda, Insecta, Hemiptera, Aphididae. The record is from the annotation of a GenBank genome assembly.